GGCUGGCUUCUUGGCGGAGCAGGUGGAGCAGGCCGCGCCAGGAAUCCGCAGGCCACACCUCCUGUGGGCCGGCGCCGCCCCCUGUGAGCCAAGACCCCAGCCUCCGCCGGUCCCCGGGCGGCCAUGCAGGACGGCCAAGCGGAAGAGCAGCCCAAGGCUGCCCCGGCCGAGAUUGCUGGGAACGCCAUUGCCGCGCAGGCCGGGAAGGCCAAGAAAACGCCCCUGGAAAUGAGUACGGUUCCCACUAGCAUAAUCAAGUUACACUCUCUCCAAAAAAAGGAAAAUGAUGAGGCUAAGCCUAAACAAGCCGUUUCCAAGACACGAGAACGGAAUGAAAGUUUGGAAGGGCCUUGCGGCUUGGGCUGUAUAGUUAUUCCCAGGUGUCAGCGUUUAAACAACAUCCAGUGCUUUCUGGUUUUCUUCUGCAUCCUGGUCAUCUCUCAAGGUGUUGCGUUUGGUCUUGUGGAUCUAAGCAUUGCCACUUUUCAGAAGCGGAAUCGUCUUAGCACCACUGAGAUUUUAUUGUUAUCUUCGACUUAUGAUAUUUCAUCUUGCCUGGUAGUACUGUUUAUAUCAUACUAUGGAGGGAGAGGAAACAUACCAAGAUGGAUUACAUUUUCCUCCUUUUUAGUAGGACUUAGCUCACUUUUUUUUGCUUUUCCAUACAUUACUGAUGGACAUUAUCAAUUACCUAAAGACCCUGAAGAUAUUUGCCAAGAAAUGAAGAUCAUCAACGUUUGCAAGAAAUCCUCACCAUCAUUCCAAGCAAAAUACAUAGCUUCCUUCAUUCUGGGUCAGACUGUGCUGGGAAUAGCAGGAAUGCCUCUUUUUAUCCUUGCCGAAAUCUUUGUUGACAACAGUGUUGCCAUACACUCCACUGGCAUUUAUCUAGGCUUAAUGGACGCUUCAGCAACACUUGGAUAUUCUUUGGGUUAUGUGAUAGGGGCACCCCUUAUUAAGGGGGAUGAAAACAGCAUCCUUCCAAUUACGGUUGAAGACGUUGAUGAUCAUCACAAGUGGCUGCGAACUUGGUGGAUUUAUUUUGGUUUUGUCUCACUUACUGCAUGGUUUACAUUAAUACCAUUGUCAUGCUUCCCACAGAGUGUACGAGGUACAGCAAAGAUAAAAGAGGAGAAACGUAAACAGAUUCGUUUGCUUGACGAAAAGUUUAAUGAUCAGAAACUCGGAACUAGUAUCAAGGAUUUUUUUGCUACUUUUUGGGCUCUGAUGAAGAAUAUACCAUUUCUAUGUCUAUCUCUCACCAGAGCUUCAGAAUCUUUAGUUCUUAUUGGAGCUUCUCAAUUUUUGCCUAUAUAUAUAGAAAAUCAGUUUAUAUUAACAUACGCUACAGCAACUAAAAUUGCAGGAUUUGUUUUACUUCCAGGAGGUGCACUUGGCCAGCUUCUGGGAGGUAUCAUUGUUUCCAAGUUACACAUGUCUUGUAAAGCCCUCAUGAGAUUUAUAGUCGUUACAUCUGUUAUAUCACUUGUAUUCUUUGGGUUUGUAAUUUUUAUACACUGUGAGACAAUACCAUUUGCUGGGAUCAAUGAAGAUUAUGACGGAACAGGACAGUUGGGAAACCUGUCAGCUCCUUGCAAUUCUCGUUGUAGAUGCUCAUCUUCAUUAUAUUCUGUGAUAUGUGGAAGAGAUCAUAUUGGAUAUUUUUCUCCUUGCUUUGCAGGCUGUACACAGUCUAAAACAAUAACAGGUCACAAGACAUACUACAAUUGUUCUUGCAUUCAAGAAGGAUUAACAACCGCAGAUGACCAAGGUGAUUUUAUUGAUGCCAGAGCUGGGACAUGUGAUGCAAAGUGCCAUAAAUUACCUUUGUUCAUUGCUUUUAUCUUUUCUACGAUUUUAUUUUCUGUGUUUUCUGGUAUACCAAUCACCCUGAGCAUCCUUCGGAUUGUAUCUGACAAUGAACGUCCUUUGGCCUUGGGUUUCACAUUUGUGGUUUUGAGAAUAUUUGGGACUAUACCAGGACCAAUAGCUUUCAAAAUGGGAGCAGAUAUUUCUUGUACCUUAAGGGGGACUGACAACUGUGGGGAAACAGGAGAUUGUUGGAUCUAUAACAAGACACAAAUGGCCUACCUAAUGGUAGGACUAUGUUGUUUUUGCAAAUUAGUCACUAUCUUCUUCACUACUAUUGCAUUGUGCCUAUAUAAAGAUUUAUCAAAGGAUAACAGUGACAUCCUGGAAAUGCCCAUGAAGAAUCUAAAUGCAAAAGGAAAGGAGCAAGCUAAUUUAUAACUGGAUCAUUAACGUGGAAGAAUUAUAUACUGUCAGUCCAUCAAUGGAAUAUUAUACUAAUAAAACUUGAAAUAAUUAUAAUAUAGUUACAUGUUUAAUAAAUGAAUGUGACCCA
Messenger RNA from Suricata suricatta (meerkat), 2365 nucleotides. RefSeq names its product solute carrier organic anion transporter family member 6A1 (gene SLCO6A1). Gene Ontology annotation, molecular function: protein binding. The transcript is spliced from 13 exons. Lineage: Eukaryota; Metazoa; Chordata; Mammalia; Carnivora; Herpestidae. Gene Ontology annotation, biological process: transmembrane transport; sodium-independent organic anion transport. The coding region runs from base 124 to 2250 and encodes 708 amino acids. The record is from RefSeq and is a predicted model, not a curated record. Gene Ontology annotation, cellular component: membrane.